GGCGCCAGCGGAGAGGACCCCAGAAGCCCAGCAGAAGCCAAGCCGCAGCUCAAGCCGACUUCUCUCUCUGCCCGCCCCGUCGGCUCUCUCUCUCGUCUCCUUGGCUCCGGUGCCCGGCGUCCACGCACGCACGCACCCACCCACCGACCCACCAUGCUGCCCUGCCGCCUCCCGUGCGCCCUGGCCCUACUCUCGCUCGCCCUGGCCCUGGGCUCCGGCGCCGCCGCCCCCUCCGACCCCCGACUCCGACAAUUCCUCCAGAAGUCCCUCGCCGCCGCCGCCGCCGGGAAACAGGAACUGGCCAAGUACUUCCUGGCGGAGCUUCUGUCGGAGCCCAGCCAGGCGGAGAACGAGGCCCUGGAGCCGGAAGACCUCUCCCGUGGAGGAGCCGAGCAGGACGAAGUGAGGCUGGAGCUGGAGCGGUCGGCCAGCUUGAACCCAGCCCUGGAACCCCGGGUACGCAAAGCGGGGUGCAAGAACUUCUUCUGGAAGACCUUCACGUCUUGUUAGCUGUAGAAACCCAACCAACCCUUCCCCAGGUUCCCUCAAGCCCUCACCUCCAGCCCUUCCCUCUCUCCCUCUUAACCCCCAGUUUCUUCAUGCCAGGAGCUGAAGACUGUAAGAUAUAAUACAUUGGUAGAGCAAAAUGGAAAAAAAAAUAAGGAAAAAAGGGAGAAAAUAAAUCAUUUUGGAGUCGUUUUAAUAAAACAUCCAGUUUCAAUGGUUCACACUUUCCUUGAGUUUGUGAUCUCUCUCGACUGUUUCUCCAUGAUAACACACCGACCCGAAACCCUAACACUGGAAGUCAUGCCUCUGUGCUAUUUUUAAUUCUUUCUUGCAAUAAAGUUUAUGCUUCAAAAA
Messenger RNA from Anolis sagrei ordinatus, 861 nucleotides. It is a transcript of the gene SST, whose product is annotated as somatostatin. Gene Ontology annotation, molecular function: hormone activity. Lineage: Eukaryota; Metazoa; Chordata; Lepidosauria; Squamata; Anolidae. The record is from RefSeq and is a predicted model, not a curated record. Gene Ontology annotation, biological process: regulation of cell migration. Gene Ontology annotation, cellular component: extracellular region.